Molecule: messenger RNA, 1092 nt
Organism: Aspergillus glaucus CBS 516.65
Lineage: Eukaryota; Fungi; Ascomycota; Eurotiomycetes; Eurotiales; Aspergillaceae
Product: ketopantoate reductase family protein
Exons: 3
Coding region: 1-1092 (363 amino acids)
Biological process (GO): pantothenate biosynthetic process
Cellular component (GO): cytoplasm
Molecular function (GO): 2-dehydropantoate 2-reductase activity
Source: RefSeq, a predicted model, not a curated record
AUGAGCCAAAAGCUCAAAGUCCUCUUAAUUGGCAGCGGUGGCAUAGGCACCGUAACAGCCUACGCCCUUGAAACCGGCGGCCUCGCAGAAGUAACCGCCAUCCUGCGCUCCAACUACGCCGUCGUCGAGAAAAACGGCUUCACUAUUGAUUCAGUGGACCAUGGCUAUAUUCAAAGUUGGAGACCGUCACAUACCAGAAAUACAAUUCCAAAUAAGGAAGAGAAAACAUUCGACUACAUAAUCCUGACCACAAAAAAUACCCCCGACAUCCCCCCAUCUCUCCCCAGUUUAAUCGUACCAGCGGUAACACCCUCGCACACUUCCAUAAUCCUCAUCCAGAACGGAAUCAACAUCGAGCACCCGUUUCGGGAGCGAUUCCCCACGAACCCCAUCAUCUCCGGUGUUUCCUUCACCAGCGCCACAGAGGUCGAACCCGGGUUUAUCAGGCAUGAUGAUCGUGAUCGUGUGAGAUUAGGCCCUUUCCCUUACUCCCGCAAUCGGAAUAGCGGUAAUGGCGAAUUAUCUGAAAGAGCAACAACAGCAACCCAAACCUUCAUAACCGCCUACAACUCCCCCAACAACCACAAUAUCGUAGACGUCCAACACGACCCCGACGUCCCCGCAACCCGCUGGCGGAAACUCAUCUACAAUGCCUCGUUCAACCCCAUCUCUGCGAUACUGCGUAUGGAUAUCACCCGGAUGCGCGUCUACGAGCAUGUCAUCGAUGAACUGGUGAAACCGGCUAUGAGGGAGGCUAUUGCUGUUGCGGGGGCUUUGGGGGUUAGGGUUGUUAAUGGAGAUGAAGAUGAAGAGGGGGUUAUUGAGCAGGCGGUUAGGUGUGAUCCGCCAGAGGCGUUUUUUAGGCCGAGUAUGUGUCAGGAUGUUGAGAAGGGCAAUUAUAUGGAAAUCGAGAAUAUUGUCGGAGAGCCGCUACGAGAAGGGGAGAGAUUGGGUGUUUCCACGCCGACUUUGAGGACGAUUUAUGCUAUUUUGAAGGGAUUGCAGGUGAAGGUCAAAGAGGAAAGGGGACUUGUAAAACCCGAGUUUGAUGAGAAGAGUCGGUAUGCUGGGAAGUCUGAGUCUAUGGCAUAG